AUGGCUGGAAGCGUUACGUUGACUUUGAUUCUGACACUGACGAUAUUCACUGUCCAAGUUUUAUGCGCCAUGAAGCCAGCAGAAGUUUUGCGUCAUUCGAUCACGCGACACGGAUAUCCGGUAGAACUUCACAAAGUCACCACCCAGGACGGCUACAUUCUGUCCCUGGUCCGAAUUCCAGGCAAGUCCGAUAAACCACCCGUACUGAUUAUGCACGGUUUGCUCAGCUCCUCGGUAGACUGGACCGUCCAAGGUCCGGACAAGUCCAUCUCUUUCCUUGCCUCGGACGAAGGCUACGACGUUUGGUUGGGGAAUGUGCGUGGCAACACGUUCUCGAAAGAGCACAAAACUCACAGCAGCAAGGAUCGGGAAUUUUGGCGAUUUAGUUUCCACGAGAUCGGUCUGUACGAUCUACCCGCCAUGGUCGACUACAUCCGCGGGAACACUUCUUCCGACACCAUACACUACGUCGGACACUCGCAAGGUGGCACAGCGUUCCUGGUGAUGGCAAGCAUGCGCCCGGCGUACAACAGAAAGUUCGCCAGCGUGCACCUGAUGGCACCGGCCGCUUACAUUUAUCACGCCACAUCUCCGGCAUUUGAUUUCGCCCGCCGGAUCGAUGAGCUGGAAAUGUUUGCCAAGCUGACACGAAGCUACGAGAUCGGUGGACGUGGUCCGGGAUCUUCGGUGGAGCUAGUGUACGCCGGUCAUAAGACGGGUCUCGUACCGACGAGCUUGGUGCUGACGAACAUCUGGUACCUGGUGGGUGUGCAUGACUCUAUCAACCGUACGGUUUUGGGCGAAAUUCUCGCCAACACACCAGCCGGAUGCUCCGUCUAUCAGUUGCUCCACUAUGCCCAGAACUAUUUGGCGAAAUCAUUCCAACUCUACGACUACGGGCCGGCCGGUAACGUUCAACGCUACGGUUCGAAAGUUCCACCGGAAUAUCCGCUCCACAAUGUGACGGCACCGAUCAUGCUGUACUACAGUGCGGGUGAUAACUUUGUGCCGGCAGAGGAUGUGGAAGAGUUGGCUGAUCAGCUGCCGAAUGUGGUGCACAAGCACAGGAUUGGGUUGCGCAAGUGGAACCACAUCGAUUAUCUGUUCGACGCAAGCGCCCAUCGGCUUUAUCGGAUGAUUGUGGCUUCACUGAGAAAUCAAUCUGUGGAUGAAAACAGUCGCAAGUGA
Anopheles marshallii is the source of this 1188-nucleotide messenger RNA. RefSeq names its product lipase 3-like. Gene Ontology annotation, molecular function: hydrolase activity, acting on ester bonds. NCBI's taxonomy places the organism in Eukaryota, Metazoa, Arthropoda, Insecta, Diptera, Culicidae. Gene Ontology annotation, biological process: lipid metabolic process. The transcript has 2 exons. The coding region runs from base 1 to 1188 and encodes 395 amino acids. The record is from RefSeq and is a predicted model, not a curated record.